CUUCUUGGGUCCUCCUACCCAUGAUGUACCAUGCUGUACUACGAAGUACUUACCUACCACUUACUAAAUCCAUAGUCCUACCGUAGUGCUAUAACGUCCGUCCGUUCACGUCAUUGUUUAUAUUUUGUAAUUCUGUCACUAUAAUCGUUUUUACGCGGCCUAGCAAUCAGUGUUUAUCGCUAAAACUGUGUAAAACAGUAACACUAUAAUAUUGCGGUUCGUCUAAAUGGAUGCGAAUGAUGGCAAAGAAUUUGCUGAACUUGGAAUCAAAUCAUGGCUUAUCAAACAACUAUUUUCUUUAGGAAUAAGAACCCCAACGCCCAUCCAAAAAGGCUGCAUAUCUGAAAUACUAGCGGGUCAGGACUGCAUCGGAGCGGCUAAGACGGGCUCCGGAAAAACAUUUGCGUUUGCAUUGCCAAUAUUGCAACAUUUGGCAGAGGAUCCUUAUGGCAUAUUUGCAUUAGUGCUAACCCCAACACAUGAAUUGGCAUACCAGAUUGCGGAUCAAUUUAGCAUUCUCGGACAACCUUUAAAACUCCGAGUAUGUAUAGUAACUGGUGGGUCAGACCAACUUGAGGAGUCUCUGAAACUGGCAAAGAAACCACACAUUGUGGUAGCCAUGCCGGGACGCCUCGCGGACCAUAUAACUGGCUGUGAUACGUUCUCAUUGAAAAAGAUCAAAUAUCUUGUUUUGGAUGAAGCUGACCGAUUGUUCAGCGAGUCGUUCCAGGAGGAUCUAGAGACAAUAUUCGAUUCAUUGCCAAAGACAAGGCAGAAUCUCCUGUUCUCUGCCACAAUCACCGAGGAUGUCAGAGAAUCUAAGUUGUUGCCAUUGGACAAAGAUCGAGUGCACACAUGGAAGGAGUCGGACCCGCAGCUGACGGUGAGCACGCUGACGCAGCACUACGUGGUGUGUCCCGCGUACGCGCGCGACGUGUACCUCGUGCAGACGCUGCGCCAGUACCGCGACGCCAGGCCCGGUGCGCAUGCGCACGUCAUCGUCUUCACUGACACUAAGAAAGAAUGCCAAGUCCUAUCAAUGAUGCUGAACGCGAUCGAUAUGGACAACGUGUGUCUCCACGGCUUCAUGAGGCAGAAGGAGCGGGUGGCAGCCCUGACACAGUUCAGGAGUAACCUCAAAUGCACCUUGGUGGCCACCAACGUGGCUGCCAGGGGACUGGACAUACCUACGGUCGAUCUUGUGGUCAAUCAUAAGCUGCCGUUGGAGCCUAAGGAAUAUAUUCACAGAGUGGGCAGGACAGCGCGCGCCGGCAGGAGCGGGAUGGCGAUAUCUCUCAUAACACCGUACGAUAUCCUGAGGCUCGGGGAAAUUGAAGAUGAGAUCAAGACCAAACUCACGGAGUACAAAAUUGACGAUGAUGAAGCAGUGAAAGUGUUCACCACAGUGAGCGUGACCCGCCGCGAACAAGAAGCCCAAUUGGACAACGAGGAGUUUGAGCAGAGGAAGAAGAACUACCGCAUCAAACGCUGGAUACAGGCGGGCGUGGACCCAGACGAUAUGGAGGAGGGAUUGGAGGAGAUGCGUCGGAAAAGGAUAAAAGCGGCGAAGAAAGCGAAACUAGCGAAAAUAAAACAACUACAGUCACAGUUGAAGAAUGAAGCGGGACAGAUUGAGGAAAAUCGACUGCAGCCGACAGAGACGGAAGAUAUCGACGCUUCCAUCAAAGAUGGCCUCAAGAGAGUCAACAAGAGUUUGAUGAAAAAAGAUGUUAGGUUUAAAAAUGUGAUUGGAAAAAUAAGUAAUAUCAAACGGAAGGCAGAAAGUGUUAAGGAAGUCAAAACUGAGAAUUUGCCUAGGAAAAAGAAGAAAAUUAUUGGGAAUAAAUGAAUUUAUAAUUGCAAA
Messenger RNA from Plodia interpunctella (Indianmeal moth), 1864 nucleotides. It is a transcript of the gene Dbp45A, whose product is annotated as DEAD box protein 45A. The record is from RefSeq and is a predicted model, not a curated record. Lineage: Eukaryota; Metazoa; Arthropoda; Insecta; Lepidoptera; Pyralidae. The transcript is spliced from 9 exons. Gene Ontology annotation, molecular function: ATP binding; RNA helicase activity; nucleic acid binding. The coding region runs from base 227 to 1849 and encodes 540 amino acids.